GAUGAUGAUGAUGUUGAUGAUGAUGGUGGCACCGCCAGUCUGUAGGGCGAGUGCUUGUGCUGUGCCUGAGGUGUACGGGAUAGCGUUUUGUCGCUCGCAUUACGCCCGCAUUAAAUAUCCUAGAUUUGUAUCAAUAAAUAAGUCGAGUAGGCUCCAGCAUGCUGAUGUCACUCCAAAAAAAAUGGACUCAAGGAUGGACAAACCAUGUGAGAAGAAUCGAAAACCCUGUGAUGUGGUUACAUAUCUCGAGAGAGGGCAAUAGAUAAUUGACAACUUGAGCUCGAGCUAGCUGGCGGAUGACGAAGACGAGUUUUGCCGAGGAUCCG
This is a messenger RNA of Aspergillus brunneoviolaceus CBS 621.78, 326 nucleotides long. RefSeq lists its product as uncharacterized. The record is from RefSeq and is a predicted model, not a curated record. The annotation marks the transcript as partial. The transcript has a single exon. NCBI's taxonomy places the organism in Eukaryota, Fungi, Ascomycota, Eurotiomycetes, Eurotiales, Aspergillaceae.